AUGAUUCGCAUUUUUAGAGAAAUCAGUACAUUCAGGCUGAGCCAUCCAAACAUUACUAAGUUCUAUGAAUCAUACUUCACGACAGAAGAUGAUUUUGUCAUUGUUACAGAGCUUGCAGAGUAGAACCUCCUAAGAUUCAGGGAAAAUAGAGACCUAACCAAUGCUCAGAUUGCUGACAUUAUGAUUCAACCCAGACAAUAUUUUAGUAUUUGA
Molecule: messenger RNA, 213 nt
Organism: Stylonychia lemnae
Lineage: Eukaryota; Ciliophora; Spirotrichea; Sporadotrichida; Oxytrichidae
Source: the annotation of a GenBank genome assembly